Molecule: messenger RNA, 823 nt
Organism: Sebastes umbrosus (honeycomb rockfish)
Lineage: Eukaryota; Metazoa; Chordata; Actinopteri; Perciformes; Sebastidae
Gene: txnb
Product: thioredoxin
Exons: 5
Coding region: 137-466 (109 amino acids)
Molecular function (GO): protein-disulfide reductase activity
Source: RefSeq, a predicted model, not a curated record
GGGUGGACUAGUUGGUUGGGGAGCUUGACGCAGCAGCCGCCAUAUACAUAAAUGCGCGGCGUGUCUUCUGGAAAUAGUGAUUCCCAAAGUUAUCCGCUCGUUGUUCACCUCUAGGCACGUCCACUCAACAGCAAGCAUGGUUCGCGAAGUGACAAGUUUGGCGGAGUUCCAGUCCAUCCUGAAGGAGGAAGCUGGAGACAGGCUGGUGGUGGUGGACUUCACAGCCACCUGGUGUGGCCCCUGUAAAAUAAUUGGCCCAAUAUUUGACCAACAGGCAACAAAGCCUGAGAACAAAAACGUGCUGUUCCUGAAGGUGGAUGUGGAUGAGGCUGAUGAUGUGAGUUCACACUGUGGGAUUAACUGCAUGCCCACAUUCCACUUUUACAAGAAUGGAGAAAAGGUGUUCGAGUUCUCCGGUGCUAACAAAGAUACACUGCUUGAAAAACUGGCAGCUUUGAGAACAUAAAGUCCCACCGACCAAUCCACAAACCCUCAUUGUAUAAUAACCACAGUAGCCACUGUUGCUCCCUGUACAUGCCUAAGAAAACUCCAGUUACAUGUCGUGUACAAUAACCAUCAGGUCUUCUAUUCCACACAGGCAAUUAUAAUUUAUUCCACUCAUUAUGUAUUGGUGACAUACUCCUAGUCCUGUAAGUUCAGUGUAUGUUUUUACCGUCUUAACUGGCUGAAAUUUGAUUAAAACCUGAUGACCACUUUUAAUUCUGUUUUAUAUAAGAGAUUGGCUUUGCUCCUGACUAACUCCUGAACUUUCUUUGUAUGUUUUGUUCACUAAGGUGGAUUUAAUAAAUGAAGAUGAGUUACA